This is a messenger RNA of Paramecium sonneborni, 400 nucleotides long. Lineage: Eukaryota; Ciliophora; Oligohymenophorea; Peniculida; Parameciidae. The record is from the annotation of a GenBank genome assembly.
AUGAAUAGAAUAAAGAUAUUCUAUUAAAUAAAAGGCAUCAAUUCCUUCCUUUUUUAAUUAAAACUUACAACAUUUUAGAAGAAAAAAAAUGUUUUUUUAGAUUAUUCUAAUAAAGAGAGAGUAUCCCAUUCGUUAAGAAAAAUGCUAAUAAAUUGGCCGAAAAAGUAAUAUUGCUUUAAGUUUUUAUGGAUUGCCUAAACAACUUAAAGUAUAAUAAUUGUGCUUCAUUUGUAAGAGAAUUAAUUGAGUUUAUAUUAAUUUUAUAAAAUGAAGAAGGGAGAAGGGAGAUAUUAGACAUAAAUAUUUUAAGAAAGGAAAUAAGUAAUUUAUAAAUUCUUAUGAAAAAAAGAAAAUUAGUGUGUCAAACAAGAUAAAGUAAAGACGAUAGAUUGAGUUUUGA